AUGACUCUCCAACUGCAGAGAGUACUCCACAAUUUUGAACUUCAAGGCAAUAAUCUUGAGAGUUCGUCGACCAUGGUCAUGAACUAUAAUGGAUCAAUCAAACGCACACGAGCCGAACCUGAUCAAGAGCAAGAGGCCGUGAUCUUCAAGAAACCUAGGGUUGAAGGCAGCAAACCAGAGAGGUCCGUGAUGCCGUACCAAGAACUGAGUCCAAACUAUGAAUCUGAAACAAGGCUGAAGAUGGUAUCUGGAUCUUUCUAUUUGCCCAAGGAAAACGAACUGCAACCCCAAGGUGAAGACGCUCACUUCAUAUGUGCAGAAGAAAACACCAUUGGAGUGGCGGACGGUGUUGGUGGAUGGGCCAACAAGGGCAUCGACUCGGGUCUCUACGCUCGAGAACUCAUGAUGAACUCGGUCAUGGCGGUUCACAAUCAACACAUGACCUCAUCAGGAGUCAUUAAUCCAAGAAAAGUGUUGGAGGAGGCUUUCUCAAACACCAAGAACAUCCAAGGCUCGUCAACCGCUUGCAUUGUCACGCUAAACAAAGAUGUCUUGCACUAUGCGAAUGUUGGUGACAGCGGUUUCAUGUUGUUUCGAAACAACAAGUGCUUGUUCAGGUCUUCAGCUCAACAGCACAGGUUUAACUGUCCUUUUCAGUUGGGGAACGCCCCAAGAAGUGAUCAUCCGAGCUCGGCUACGGGGGUGCCGGUUAGGGUGAUUCCGGGAGAUGUCAUAGUUCUUGGGACUGAUGGGUUGCUUGAUAACAUGUUUGGGAGGGAAAUCGAGCAAGUUUUGGAGGACAAGACUGAUGAAGGUGAUGUGGAUCCGGAGAUGUUGGCUGGGAUUAUAGCGGAGUUGGCUUUGUAUAAUUCUUUUUUUUUUUUGGUUACAAUCGGGGCCUAA
This is a messenger RNA of Rosa chinensis, 903 nucleotides long. Its product is annotated as probable protein phosphatase 2C 55. The transcript has a single exon. The coding region runs from base 1 to 903 and encodes 300 amino acids. The record is from RefSeq and is a predicted model, not a curated record. Lineage: Eukaryota; Viridiplantae; Streptophyta; Magnoliopsida; Rosales; Rosaceae.